UAUCACUUCUAUUCAGAGCUUAGAAAUGGAGGCGUUGUGUUUGUUGGGCAACUGGCAAAAGGACCCUCGUGUGUCAGAUCACGUAAGUGACAACACGUUGGUUAUGGAUAUUUUUAACCAAAAUCUUCCCGGUGGCCAUCAGUCUCAUCAGUUGCUGCAGAGCACUCCAUUGGAUUUGAUUGAGACUGGUAAAGGGCUGAAGGUCCAAGCAGAGCACCCCCAUUUGGUCAGUCUAGGAAGUGGCCGCCUCAGCACGGCCAUCACCCUCUUGCCCCUGCCUGAAGGCAAGACCACUCUGGGUCAUGGAGCCAUGGACAUUAACAUCCAGGGCCCAGGGAUUGCAGCUCAACAUUGCUUUAUCGAGAACAAGGCUGGAGUCAUCACUCUGCACCCCUGUGGAAACAAGUGCAGCAUGGAUGGACUACCAAUCACCAAGCCUUUUCGCUUGUCUCAAGGCUGUAUGCUGUGUUUUGGCCAAUCCGCCUUCUUCCGCUUCAACCACCCUGAGGAGGCUUUCCGAAUGAAAAGCAUGAUGCCUGAGGGAGGACAGACAGCCUGUUUGAAAAACUGGACCCAUACAGAUUCUGUGAACCUUGUCAAUGGGAACCACUCAUCAGGGGUGCCAGGAUCCCACCCGGUCUCCAAUGAGAGAGUGCGUCCAGAGCACGGUGCCAUUGUCAGUUCCAUCGAGAAAGACCUUCAGGACAUUAUGGACUCACUAUUCAUGGAUGAUCCUCAGCCAUCUUCUUCUGAGUCAAAGAAGCCCAUUGGUCAGCCUAUCUCCCAGUCCCCUCUAUCCCCUAUGUUAAAUGGAGGUGGCCGUUUUCUACUCUCUCCUCCAACAAGCCCUGGUGCUAUGUCUGUGGGCUCCAGUUACGAAAACACCUCCCCUCCUUUCUCGCCUCUUUCAUCCCCAUCGGCUGCCAGCAGUGACAGCUAUAGAAGUCCCUCGCCGAGUGGUUGUCAGGACCAGAUUCACACGCUUCCUCCUGUGCCAGUGAGGUCCUCCAGCUACAAUUACACCAGCCAGCCUCCCAUACCUCAGCCACGGACAAUACUGCCCAACUAUUCUAGUGUCAGCAGUGGCCCUAAGGUGCCUGAGAGUCCCAGACUCCAGAGAAAGGCUCUUUUAGAAGCACCUCUAAGCCCAAAGCCAGCCCGUAGGGUGUUGAACCAAGACUGCUUAGUGGCUAAAAUUCCAGAGAGCCCCAUACAGACUCACAUUCUGCCCUCUGUCUCAAUCUCUACCGCUCCUUCUGAUGCUCCAUCUGUCAGUCGGGUGCAAGUUCCAGGUAGCCCCAGAUUGACCCCCAAAUUCUCCGCCGCAUCCCCAUCUUCCUCACCCUCUAAUACCAGAACUAAAGCUGCCAUUGUCCUUCAGGAAAGGCCCUCAAGUCCUUUCCGGGAGCAGCCUCAGCCAGACCGCUCCUUGACGCCCAGUCCGCUCUCCCCGCCCUCGCGAUCUUUUCAGCCCCCCUUGGACCCCAUAGUCCACAUCAUUCAGGGCGGACCUUCAUACUCGCACCCGCGCACUCUACAGCCUAUAGAAAGCCCACGGCUGGCCCGCAGGAACCUUGAUGGGAGCAGCAUGAGGGAACUUCCUCCUCUCAGCCCCUCCAUAGUUCAUAGGGGAUUACCUGUGCUGCCAGCAGUUAUAGCGGGAACCCUGCGGACCCCAGAGACCCCAUCACCAAGACUGGUUCCAGAGAGCCCCAGAUUCAGGCGGAAAGCAGACUCUCCUACAGAAGAACAGUUCAGUCCUCGUGUAAUGCGUACCUGCAGCCCAUCACCCACCAUGGAUGGGCGGAAGGGCAGUUUUGGGAAUUCACUAUCUUCGGCAUUCAGUCUAGGCUCUCUGCCUGGAUCAUCUCCCCGAUCCAGUCCCAAGAGCCACAGGAAGAUGUCAGCGGGCCACAGGGACCUUCGGCUUCCUCACCCAGGCAUGAGGGAGCGCAAAAACAGCAUCACUGAGAUUAGCGACAAUGAGGAUGACCUGCUGGAGUACCAUCGGCGCCAGAGAGAAGAGCGACUCAGAGAACAGGAAAUGGAGAGACUGGAACGACAGCGGCUUGAGACAAUCUUGAACCUCUGUGCGGAGUAUAACAAGGGCGACGGGCCGGCGGGUGAUCUGGCCAGGAUGGGCAUCUCUGGGCUUGGCUCAGGGGAGGGGCUUAAUGUCAGACGACCCUCCACGGACAGUGUGAGCAGUGCUUCCUUGAGGGUGGUGCAGAGACAUCGUGAGAGCCAAGAGGACAACCUGAAGGAGGACUGCAGCAGCACUGAGAGUGCACAGCAGGACGGACAGACCCUAACAGUUCUGCUGAACGGACAGAAUGGACAGGCUCAGGACUCUCCAGGAUCGGGCAGCAUCAACCGUCUGGAACUGGGCUACUUGGAAGAGGAGCGGGUUCGAGUGCUAGCGAAGGUAGAUGAGCUCAAAGCUCGAAUCACAGAACUGGAACAGCAACUUCAGGAGUCCAAACAGGAGGUGGAGAUGGAGAGAGCUCUGCUUCAGGGAGAGAGAGAGGCUGAGAUGGAGCAAAUCGAGGCAGAGACGGAGAUUAUCAACCAGCUGCAAUGCAAAAUCAGUGAACUGGAGAGCACUUACCAGAGAGAGAAAGACAAGGAGAGGGCUAAUGUUGACUCCGAGCGGGAAGCCCUGGAGAGGCUUCAGGAUGGGUACAAUGAGUUGACGAGCCAGCUCCAUAACUGCCCUGAGUCUCUGAGGGAGCAGUUACAGGAACAACUCAAGAGGGAAGCAGAGACUCUUGAGGCUGCGACUAAGCAGUUUGAGGACUUGGAGUUCCAGCAGUUAGAGAAGGAGAGCAGUCUAGAAGAGGAACGAGAGACCAUCAGCCAGCAGCUGCUACAGGAUAGAGUACAGUACCACAGCAGUGUGGCCAAAAGAAAGGAAAAGGUUUUAGCCCUGGAAAGCCAGGCCAGUCAGUUUGGCAUGCAAGCCUCUCAGGAGUGUGAGAGGCUUGCCAAAGACAGAAGCAUCACCUUCCAGCUGCUACAUAAGGAAAAGGAGAGGUUAGCCAAUCUGGAGAGGAGAUACCAGAGCUUAACGGGUGGAAAGACUUUUCCAAAGAGCUCCAGCACUAUAAAGGAGGAGUACUUGCAGCUGUUGGAUGUUUAUAAGAUGUAUGGGAGUGAUUGCCAUGACAUCCAGCUCACCAACGCUUCCUCACACGCCCUCUCGCUUGCCCUUGACCCGGCUGUAACUGCCCCUCGUGAGGAGUAUGUGACUGUGGGUCAGUUAAACCAGAUCUAUGGGAUGCCAAAGGUGGAGUCUUCCCCUACCUCUCCUGCCCAAUUAUUGCAAUCUUCUCUCGCAGACUCCGCCUUCUCCUGCCUCCAUUCCCCUCAUGGCUCCUCCCUCUCUCUCUCCUUUGAGCAUCAGUCAGAGUGGGGCAGGCCUCAGACAGCUGCUCUAGAUUUAGAGCGCUGGUACCAGGAGGUCAUGGCAACUGGAGAUGCAAACCAGCUCUGCCCUCCUCCCCUUCCGGCUAAAGCUUUCUCAGCACGUAAGCCUGUGCAGGUUUACCGCUCCCGUCUAGACAGUGAUACAAGCCAAUCAUCAAUGAGACCUAAAGUCAGUGCUGGUCUGUCCCCGACAUACACUACGGCAACACUCGGACGCAAGACUCCUGCCAGGAGUCCUCUGAUGGUAGCCAACAGCACGGGGAGUCUCCCACGCAACCUGGCAGCCACCCUGCAAGACAUCGAGACUAAGAGGCAGCUGGCCCUUCAGCAGAAAGGGCAACAAGUUAUCGAUGAGCAGCGGAGGCGUUUGGCCGAGCUAAAGCAGAAAGCUGCAGUGGAGGCUCAGUGCCAGUGGGAGGCGCUUCACGGCUCCCAGACGCAGCUCAACCAUCCCUUCCCCUCCAACACCACCCCAGUCAUGCAUCACUCCAUUCUCCACCACACAGUACCCUCUGCUGGAGAACAAGCAUAUGACACCCUCAGCCUGGAGAGCUCGGACAGCAUGGACACUAGCAUCUCAACGGGAAACAACUCUGCCUGCUCCCCUGACAACAUGUCCAGUGCCAGUGGUAUGGAUGCUCUGAAGAUUGAGGAGAUGGAAAAGAUGCUGAAGGAGGCCCAACUGGAGAAGGCUCGACUCAUAGAGUCCAGAGGGCGAGAGAAUCAGGCGCGGAAGCUGAUGCUGGAUGAAGAGAGAAGGAGAAGGGAGGAGGCAGAGAUGAGACUACAAGAGGAGACGGUAAACAGACAACAGCUCAUAGAGAAGGAGGUGAAGAUGAGGUCCAAAAACUUCUCUCAGGCCCGACCCAUGACACGCUACCUACCCAUUCGCAAAGAAGAAUUUGACCUCCGUUCACACAUCGAGUCCUCAGGUCACAAUGUAGACACAUGCAGCCUCAUCAUUCUCACCGAAAAGAUGUGCAAGGGCUAUCUUGUCAAGAUGGGAGGAAAGAUCAAAUCCUGGAGGAAACGCUGGUUCGUCUUUGAUCGCCUUAAAAGGACAUUUUCAUACUAUGCCGAUAAACACGAGAGCAAACUGAAAGGUGUCAUCUACUUCCAGGCCAUCGAAGAGGUUUACUAUGAUCAUCUACGCAGUGCCACAAAGAAAGGAUUUUUCAAUCUGAAUUUGACAAACAGUCCCAACCCCUCCCUCACAUUCUGUGUGAAGACCCACGACAGACUUUACUACAUGGUUGCUCCCUCUGCAGAGGCCAUGAGAAUAUGGAUGGAUGUGAUUGUGACUGGUGCAGAGGGCUACACGCAAUUCAUGAACUGAGAUAAAAAUAAAUAAAAAACCAGCUGCUCUCUAAACUAAACGUCAAAACGGAAACUGUUCGGCAGGGAGACUUCAAAUCACCCAGACCUGUAAUUCCCAACAAGAGGAAAGACUCUAUUUUUUUACUUCCUUUUUCUUCUUCUGUUUCUUGAUGAUGUUGUAUAUUCACUCGGCUGCACAGACACACAUCCUCCAGAGGUUUUCUAUGUCUGCCUGGAAUGACAAAGGGAGCUCUAGAAGAUGAAAAGACCUUGUGAACCAAACCUGCAGGUGGUGGCUCACUUGCCAUCUGUGAAAAUGCAUUUUAUGCCAUCAGAGAUCCUUUUCAGUUGCAGUUUUGCUUGUGUGGACACACAAAAAUUUAUAUUAGACUUUUAUUUUUAAUGUUUGUCCUGAUGAUAUGUUUUUCCACAUGAAAUGGGAAAAAUACCAAAUGACAUCAAGCCAUUCUGGAUAGUAUUUUGUUAAAACAUUUGAUGGUUUUGACUGUUAUGAAAUGAUAUGAAAGGAUAUGAAUUAACCACAGUAAAAUAUGUGAAGUUUUUAAAUGACAUUUUUAAGAGUAUUACAUUAAUAUGAAACAAUUUUAAGAGCUCUAGACCAGUGUAGUUCUCAACUGGAUUGCUUCAGGACCCAGAUUUUACAUUGGACAACAAGUGGAGACCCAACAUAGUACCAAAAUGGUUUACAAGACAAUCAUUUUGUCCAGAUCUAUUAAAUUAUUCAAAAUUACAUAAAAAUGCUGUUACUUUAAUACAACUCUUCCUUGAUAAUGCUUUCAAUUACUAAGUUCAAAGUCAUUUUGAUGUUUUUUUCUGGGGCUUAAAGUAAACAAUGUCAUGUGGUGCAACUGUCCGGAGAAGGUAAAAAUAAAAUCAAAGUCUUAUUAAAAGCUGAUAUUAUUUAUAGUGAGAGCUGUGAAACAGGCUCUUCUCCGUAGAGGCGGUGCUGAGCCCUCACAGGAACAACAGAUCUAUAGUACAGAGGCGAGAACACCGAUGGCAAACGGCAAGUAGAUUGUAGCGUUACAGCUUGUCGAAUUUGCCAAAAAACAAUGUCACGUCCCGGCGCUACAGUACAUCAAACAUGUAGUUUUAUUCAGCAAGUUAUAAUAAGUAAUAUUAUAUAUAACAAGUAUCAUAAGUAACAAAAACAAGCUUAUUAAAAAAAUCUGACAAUGUAAGAUACCCGCUAUUAGAUGAAACUUAAUAAUUUCUGGUUUUGACCUCAAGUGUACAACACUUGCGCACAUGUUAUAAGCCGGUAAUAACACCGGUAAAGUUUCCAGUGUCCCGAUCGUUUUAUGUUCAAGCCUCUAAGUAAUAUUGGAUUAUGCACAUAUAUCAUAAAACUAGAGGUCAGGUUCCUCUCAAGUUCUAAAUAACUGAAAGUUUUUUUCUUGCUACUGUCACUUUAGUUUGCUCUAUUUGAGCUUUCUAACAAGGCAUGAUUUUCUAUAAAGCUGAUUUGAAAUUUGAUGUUUAUUGUAAAAAGUGCUGUACAAAUAUAAAUUACUUGAGUAUAGACAAAAACAUUUUUCUGAAGAAAAAUAGUUAAUAUCAGUUUUUCUCAUUACCAUCAAAAUAAAUGCAGUGGUAUUGUGUAAGAUACUUUAUUAUAGAGCGCUACCUUUUGUUGCCAAUGUCAGACACUGUUGUGUCAUUUAUGAUUUAAAAAACAGUUAUAUUGAAUCCUUUAAUAAGUUUGAGUAACACAUUUGUGAGCGCUGUUUAAAUUUCUUUUUAUAAAAGUAUAUAAAAAGUAUCGUAUAGUGAGGCUUUGCAUCGUAUCACAUCAUAUAGUGAAAUAUGUUACAUGACUUAUAUAUAUAUAUAUAUAUAUUUAUUGUCAUAUCAUUAAAUAUCAAUCAUUUGACAUUUUAAAAAAAAAGGCACAUUUGGUCAGUUCAUAUGGUGUUACCCUGAAAAAACCUCUUGAUAUUUUGAAAUUUUUGAUAUUUGUGAAAAAUUAAAAAUAGCCUUGAAAAGUAUAUUUGAAAACAUUUUUGACAACAAUGGUUAUGUUACAUACACUCAUGCAUUUUAAUUGCAGGAAUCUAUUUAAAUACCCUUUACUUGAUGGUUACACCUCAUGAUAUUUUUGAAAUCAUUAAAUUAUAUAUAUAUAUAAUUUAAUAAUGCUUUUAUAUUAUUUAUUUAUUUAAAACAUUUUUGCCCAAAAUGCUGUAUGUUUUUCAAAUAUUUUAAACCAACAAACUGACAUGGACAAAAAGAUUACACUACUACUUGUUUUAUACUAGAUUUUUAAAAUAUUUCUGUACAUACAUAAAUUAACAAAAAUUUCUUUAAAAUUGCACAAUAUGCACGUUGUGGAUGAAUUUGCACCCAAGUAAUAUAGAGUUUGAAUGGACACAUGGAAACAACAACAAAAAAUGUUAGGAAGCAUUUUCUACUCCUUUAAUAAUUUGCAUUAAGCAUUAUACUCUCCCUGCUUUCUCUGCCUUUGACCCUAAAAGAACUGACCUGUGACCCAUUUUUGGGUCCCGACCAACCAGUUGAGAACCACUAGUACUAGACAAACUUCUGCUAUCACUGAAACAAAUACUUAAUUUACCAAAGCUCACCUACCAGCUCAGGAGUCUUUAUCUAUUUAUUGUUUAUUGACAUCACCAACUCCUGUUUAACUGUACCCCACUGUGUAUCUAUGAGUUUCCAGCAAAUUCUGAGAAACAAAAACUCACACAUGCAUGCACACAUUCACAACACCAAACACAAACAUAUAAUAUACAGUAGAGUCUACUUGCCAAGUCCUGUUAACUUGAUCUUGUAAAUCGAUCUAUAGUCACUGCCAGCCUACAAGAGCUUGAAAGAUUGCCAGAAACGGGACAAAAAGGAAAUGACAUAAUCAUACAAGUCAUACAGUGCCUUGAUUUGACACCUGUAUUUGUCACUCUUAGUAGCUGAACUGUUACACAAGUAAAAAAUAGCUGGAAUCACAAUCUUAUUCCAUGUGAUAUAUAGAGGGGUUUUAUGUUUUCAGAAAUUAUUGUGACAAUUCUAAACGGACAUGUACUGUAAUAAAAAAAAUGGUGACCUGGAUUAUUUAGAUAUUUUUGGAUUGAGAUGAAACUGCUUUAAUGCAUAAUUUAACAAGCUAUUCAAAUGUUUUAACAGCUCUUGAACUAUUAAUGUUUUACAGGAAGGCAGGCUAUAGUUGCAUGUCUGCUUUGCCUUGUGUUACGGGAAAAUAGAAAUGUUUAUUUAUGGUUAGCUAUGUUACCGAGCAGCUAUGACACUGUUAAAGACCAACAUGAUCUGCUUUUUCCCAAAACCAAACUGUAUGCUUAAAGAAAAUCUACCGAGAACGUAAAUCAACAAUGUUUUGAUGAUAAGAAGUUUUCAUUUUGCGUGUAAAUUGUCGAUGACUAUGUUCACACAAUUAGGUGAAAACAGUGUUGAAAAAUGUUGAAUAUAAAUACGCUCACGGAGUUUUCUUAAUUUAAAAUGUGUUUUUGUGUCCACAUUCCUAAAUAUCACAUAAAACAGUCCAUUUACACACACAAACACACUUGUGUGAGUGCAGAAAGGUCAUAACCGAACUCGGACUGAAGAUGUAAAAGGGCAAGUAACUCUCACUGUUGUAAUUAACACUGCAACAGCAACAGAAAUCUUGCAUCAUAACUAUUGUGUUGUUGUAAUGACACCAGACACCAGAGCAGAAUGCUAAAUUAAAUAGCUAUGGCUACAGACCAUUAAGUAAAACCAAAGAAAGUUUGUAGACCAAGUUUAUUUUGGCUUGACAACACCCUGCUUAAAACGUUUGAUAAAUUAACCAAAAAAGAACAAAUAAUCAGGCAUUCUCUGGCUUUGUAGCUGUACGUUUCUUAAAUUGACAAUACUUAAUGAGGAGGAAGUGAACAGAAACACUGUUGAAAUGUGUUUGAUGAAAUAUAACAGUUAUAGUUAAGCAAUAUCACAAGCAAGAGUGCGAUAUGGCCCUAAAUCAGCACUGCUGUGAUUCCGAGUGCCGUAGGUACUGAUGCAGGACCAUGUGCUGAUGCAUGGUUGUUAUUGUGAUAUUGCAUAUAUACAACAGUGAACAAGUGCAUUUAAAAAAUAAAAAGGAGGAAAAACUAUGGUCACAAAAAACGCAUUUAUGCAUGGAACUACUUUCUUAUGCAAAUAAGAUUCUGCUGGUACAAACCAAAUGAUGCAUCCAAGCCUCUC
Molecule: messenger RNA, 8949 nt
Organism: Xyrauchen texanus (razorback sucker)
Lineage: Eukaryota; Metazoa; Chordata; Actinopteri; Cypriniformes; Catostomidae
Product: pleckstrin homology-like domain family B member 1
Exons: 25
Coding region: 26-4762 (1578 amino acids)
Biological process (GO): regulation of microtubule cytoskeleton organization
Cellular component (GO): basal cortex
Molecular function (GO): protein binding
Source: RefSeq, a predicted model, not a curated record